ACACAGACGACGACCGCAACAACCACGACACAUCAAUCGUCACCAUGGGUAAGGGCAAGCCUAGAGGUCUCAACGCCGCGCGCAAGCUGCGCAACCACCGCCGCGAGGGUCGUUGGGCCGAUCUCCACUACAAGAAGCGCCUUCUCGGUACCGCCUACAAGUCCUCGCCGUUCGGUGGCUCCUCGCACGCCAAGGGCAUCGUCCUCGAGAAGGUCGGUGUUGAGGCCAAGCAGCCCAACUCCGCUAUCCGGAAGUGUGUCCGUGUCCAGCUCAUCAAGAACGGCAAGAAGGUCACCGCUUUCGUCCCCAACGACGGUUGCUUGAACUUCGUCGACGAGAACGAUGAGGUCCUGCUCGCCGGUUUCGGUCGUAAGGGCAAGGCCAAGGGUGAUAUUCCCGGUGUUCGUUUCAAGGUCGUCAAGGUGUCCGGUGUCGGUCUGUCCGCCCUGUGGAAGGAGAAGAAGGAGAAGCCUAGGUCGUAAGCGCCUCGCGGGCUUAUCUCGUCUCUCUUGUCGUUUGCAAAUGGGAAAAAGGAGAAGAACGUUCGUCGAUGGAAUGACUCUAUGGCGUGGAUUCUAAGGAAAUUGGGGUUUCUGAG
Molecule: messenger RNA, 598 nt
Organism: Aplosporella prunicola CBS 121167
Lineage: Eukaryota; Fungi; Ascomycota; Dothideomycetes; Botryosphaeriales; Aplosporellaceae
Exons: 3
Coding region: 45-482 (145 amino acids)
Biological process (GO): translation
Cellular component (GO): ribosome; cytosolic small ribosomal subunit
Molecular function (GO): structural constituent of ribosome
Source: RefSeq, a predicted model, not a curated record